This is a messenger RNA of Solanum dulcamara, 1399 nucleotides long. RefSeq names its product probable pectate lyase P56. NCBI's taxonomy places the organism in Eukaryota, Viridiplantae, Streptophyta, Magnoliopsida, Solanales, Solanaceae. The transcript has 3 exons. The record is from RefSeq and is a predicted model, not a curated record. The coding region runs from base 173 to 1366 and encodes 397 amino acids. Gene Ontology annotation, molecular function: pectate lyase activity.
CAAAUAAUGUUGCUUGUUUAGGAAUAAUCAAUAAUCCUGAUUUUAGAAUUUUUCUCACAAAACUUUUCUAAGGGUCGUAGUGGUGUAAAGGAUUGACCUUACACCAACUACCAUCAACACCCCCCAACAAAUUUUAACAAUAACCCCAACUUACCUUAGCUUAUUAAUUAUAAUGGAGUACUCGUAUAGAACAAAACUCAAUGUAUUCAUUGUGCUCAGUCUGUUUGUAUUUGCUGCAGUAGGGACCGCAACAAACGCUCCGAGGAGGAAACUCUCAAAGAAAUACAAAGGCCCGUGUAUGGCCGUGAAUUCUAUCGACAAGUGCUGGAGAUGCGACCCUAACUGGGCCGAAGAUCGCCAGAAAAUGGCCGAUUGUGCAUUGGGUUUUGGUAUCAAUGCGAUGGGAGGAAAGUAUGGUCCGUACUACAUUGUCACGGACAAUUCUGACGAUGACGUUAUUGAUCCUAAGCCUGGAACUCUCCGAUUCGGGGUGAUCCAAAAGGGGCCCUUGUGGAUCACAUUUGCCAAAAGCAUGAGAAUUGAAUUAACCAGGGAACUUAUUGUUAGUAGCAAUAAAACAAUUGAUGGACGUGGAAAAUACGUUCACAUAGCAAAUGGAGCUGGCAUUAAGAUACAAUCUGCAUCUAAUAUUAUUAUCUCUAACCUUCGAAUUCAUAAUAUUGUACCUACCCCAGGUGGCCUGCUUAGGGAAUCCGACGACCACCUUGGCCUAAGGGGCGGAGAUGAAGGUGAUGCCAUCAGUAUUUUCAAUUCUCAUGAUAUAUGGAUUGACCACAUCUCUAUGUCCCGUGCCGCUGAUGGUCUUAUCGAUGCUGUUGCUGGUUCCACUAAUAUUACCAUAUCUAACUGUCACUUCACUGACCAUGAAAAAGUAAUGUUGUUCGGUGCUAACGAUCAUUCCGAAGAAGACAGGUCAAUGAAAAUAACAUUAGCGUACAACCACUUUGGAAAGAGGUUGGAUCAAAGGAUGCCUCGAUGCAGGUUUGGAUUUUUCCAUCUGGUGAACAAUGACUACACUCAUUGGGAAAGGUACGCUAUUGGAGGAAGCAGUGGAGCGACCAUCAUCAGCCAAGGGAAUAGAUUUAUUGCGGAGGAUAAAUUGUUGGUGAAAGAAGUGACAUAUAGAGAGAAAAGUACAUCAAGUGUGGAAGAAUGGAUGAAAUGGACAUGGAUAUCAGAUGGUGAUGAUUUGGAAAAUGGUGCUACAUUUACACCAUCUGGGGAUCAAGAUUUACUCGCCAAAAUUGACCAUCUCAAUUUGAUAGAGCCAGAACCAUCUUCUAAAGUUGGAUUACUAACUAAGUUUUCUGGUGCAUUGUCUUGCAAAGUUCGACGCCCAUGCUAAAAUCAUUUUUUAUCAGAGAACCCCCUCCCUAUU